AUGGUAUAUACAGUAACCGUUAAGGAGAUCUGCGAGGUAGUGAACACCAGUUUCCAUGUUGUGUCCACAACCGAGCCUGAGCAGCUCUCCAUGUUACACGAUCAGAUGACCGUAAACGAGAGACUGUCCAAUAUUGAGGUGAUAGCAGAAGAAGUCAAGCAAGAACUAGCAUCACUAGAUGAUACUAAAGCUGUUGGGUCAGACAACGUAUCACCGUCGAUAUUAAAAGAGGCAGCGCAGGCCCUCAGCGUAUCUCUAGCGAAGAUCUUUAAGCUUACAAAGGAACAGUUGCCUAGCUGCUGUAACAAGGUUAAUAUGGUAAAAAUUUUCAAGAAAGGAGAUAUAAAAGAGGCACUGAACUGCAGACCAGUAUCACUAACAGGCAACCCCUCCAAAGAAAUUUAA
Messenger RNA from Procambarus clarkii (red swamp crayfish), 405 nucleotides. RefSeq lists its product as uncharacterized. Gene Ontology annotation, biological process: larval heart development; cell adhesion involved in heart morphogenesis. Gene Ontology annotation, cellular component: extracellular matrix. The record is from RefSeq and is a predicted model, not a curated record. NCBI's taxonomy places the organism in Eukaryota, Metazoa, Arthropoda, Malacostraca, Decapoda, Cambaridae.